Girardinichthys multiradiatus is the source of this 2773-nucleotide messenger RNA. It is a transcript of the gene homer2, whose product is annotated as homer scaffold protein 2. Lineage: Eukaryota; Metazoa; Chordata; Actinopteri; Cyprinodontiformes; Goodeidae. The transcript is spliced from 9 exons. The coding region runs from base 141 to 1199 and encodes 352 amino acids. Gene Ontology annotation, biological process: regulation of store-operated calcium entry; G protein-coupled glutamate receptor signaling pathway. Gene Ontology annotation, cellular component: postsynaptic density; dendrite; plasma membrane. Gene Ontology annotation, molecular function: G protein-coupled glutamate receptor binding. The record is from RefSeq and is a predicted model, not a curated record.
UAUGAGUAUCAUCUGUCAGCAUUAAGUCCGGUUAUAGAGGCGCAGUUUGAGCAGAAUAUGCAAAUCAGUGUUGCAUCUAGCUGUAUAUAACGGUAAAUGGUUAAAACUCCAGGAAUUUCAGCACAGCACUCACCUUAAACAUGGAGCAGCCGAUCUACACCACAAGGGCCCAUGUGUUCCAAAUCGAUCCAAGCACCAAGAAGAACUGGGUUCCUGCCAGCAAGCAGGCUGUCACCGUCUCUUAUUUUUAUGACAGCACGCGCAACAGCUAUCGCAUUAUCAGCGUGGAUGGAUCCAAGGUUAUUAUCAACAGCACAAUCACACCCAACAUGACAUUCACUAAGACGUCCCAAAAGUUUGGCCAGUGGGCAGACAGCAGGGCCAACACAGUGUUUGGACUGGGAUUUGCUUCAGAGCAACAGCUGACAAAGUUUGCAGAGAAAUUCCAGGAAGUAAAAGAUGCAGCGAAGUUGGCAAAGGACAAAUCACAAGAAAAGGGGGACACGUUGAGCAACCACUCCCAGGAGUCUGGACGGGAGACCCCCUCAGCAAACCAGGCGUCAAGCAUCAACGGGACAGAUGAUGAGAAAAUCUCCUUUAGUCCAGAGACUGCUCAGCUGAAAAGUGAAAAUGAACGUCUCAAAAGUUGCGUAGAGCAGAGCAACACCACCGCUAAGAAGUAUGAAACGGAGCUCCAAACUUUAAAAGAAAGUAAUGCCAGACUGGUGGAUGCACUGCAGGAGUCUUCAGCUAACGUAGAAAGCUGGAAGAAGGAGCUUACUGUCUGUCAAGAAGAGAGUGAGACUCUCAGGAAAAAGAUUGGAGAACUGGAGGCUCAGUGCAAGGAAGCCAAUCAGGAAAAGCAGAGAAACGCCCAGCUGACUGUUCGUGUGAAAGAGCUGGAGGCAGAGCUGCAGGAGAAGGAGCAGGAGUUGGAGAAUCUGAGGAGGCAGGCAGAGAUAAUCCCUCAGUUGAUGGGAGAGUGUGAGAGCAUCACUGCAAAACUGAAGGUUGCUGAAUCAAAGAACAAGGAGCUGGAAGGGAGAAUUGAGGGUCUUCAGAUGGACAUCGAUGACAGUCGACAGAAACAAGGAAACAUGAAGGGCGAGCUGAAGAAGUUCAUGGAUGUUCUGGAUGGAAAACUGGAUGAGCUGCACGAGUUCAGACAGGGACUCGCCAAACUUGGUGUUGAUAACUGAGAGAGGUUUUGCUGAGCUGAAAGUUUGAGAGGUCUGGCAUGAAGGAUUCACUAAAAUGUCUCUUCAGGGCAGAAACUAUGUGGCACCUACUCCCCCCAAAGUGAUGUCCUCUCUGAAUCUAUCAGCUUUGGCUUUUAAUAAACACUACCUUGUGAAAAAGAGUUGUUGUCAGACUUAAAAAAAAAAAAAAAAAUCAGAAAAAGAGGAGGAAGACCAGCAAGUCCCACAAAAUGGUUCCAUUUUGUGUGCUGGCUGCAUAAAACUACACCGAGUCGCACUUUGAGCUUACUCAUCCGUUUCUGUGGGGGAAAAGCGGCUUUAAAAAGCUGGUGGUGGGUUCUUAGAUUCUGUCCAUCUGUCUGUUUUCUGAAGGCUGUAGAACGUCUACAAAAGCUGUAUGAGCUUAAAGUAGAAGAGAGGACUUAAAAGGGCUAAGAUAAAUGAGACAACAUUACUGAAGUAAUAAUUAGUGAUAACUGUGGCCCCCGUUCAGAUAUGAAAUUUAAGUCCCUCUACAGACUGUCCUUGCUGCUGCCUCUUAUGUAUCUCAGGUGUGUUAAAGACAGUUUGUAUAUAUUAAAUUAUAUGCAUAUAUAUAAUAAAUGGCCGUGACACAAAGUGCCUCCAGGUAAGUUUAAAUCUCCCUGGAAAGGAAAACAGGCCAACCAAUGACCAUCACCAUAAUGACAACUUGAUUAUUUCCGUUAAAUAACCUUAAGAUAAGCUGUCCUCUCCGAUGAAAACAAAUAAAUCAUCCUUUCCAGAGUUGCUCAGAGGAACAAGCAUGGGAAGGACCCUCAGAGGAGACCGCAGCAGGUCAUUUUUAGUAAAGAACCUUUUGAUUAUAUUUGCAUUUAGAAGGAAAACUCAGGAUCUUUCCUUCAAACAUCCAAAAUAACAAUAACCCCCAUCCCACCAUGAGUGUAGUGUUGAAGGACUGUUUGUGUGCAUUAGUGUUAACAGACCUGCACGUCCAAGGCUGUUUGUGCUUCCUUCUUGUUAGCUUUUCUUACGGUGGUGGUUAUUUUUGUUUCCUGGAGGAGGGGAUAUGGUGCUGCUUGACAGGUGAAAAUGUGAACGUGUACUUCACUGAAAACCUUUGGUUGGAACGAGCCUUUUCACAAAAAAAACAACCUGUCUUUGGUUUUAGUCUUACUUGUUUGUUUAUUUUUUGGUGCCUCUCUACAACUAGUGUUUCCAGAACAAGUGAAUAAGUCUUGUUCUGUUCUCCAGAUGUAGGUUCAGGUGUAAUAAGGAUACUAAACUCUGAGGAUUUUAAGGUUUUCAUAAUAAAGGACUGUGUUGCAGCUGCUUUCUGGGAGACCAACUGCAAUCAAAGUGAAAUAUUUACCCUCUAAUUUUAUUAUGCGAGACUAUUUUUCAUGAUCUUGUCAUAACACUGAGAUAUUUAUUCAAGGGACUUUUUUUUUUAAUUGUUUUUUUCCUUGUUCGUAACUCGCCUGAAUCAGAAUGAUUCUUCCUGUUGAACCAAUGCCUCUUGUGCACUUUUGUGAUCUUGUUCAAUACUGUACCCACAGAACUGACAAACUGGUAAAGUCUAGUUUAAUUACAAA